ACUCAUCACGCACAACAAAUCACAUUUCACAAUCCUCUCCUUCACCUCCCAAAAUGAAAAAAAUCGCGCUGAUCGGGCCAUGGGGAAGCUCUGAUGGACAACACUGGUCCUUCAAAGCUGAAGGAAAAAUCACGAAAAUAAUCAUCAACCAUGGAGAAGUCAUCGACGCCAUCGGCUUCGCUAGCCAAGACGACGAGGGUAACGUCCUCCAUUCACCAAAGUAUGGUGGUUAUGGUGGCGAUUACACCGAGGUUAACAUAGACAUUGAUGUGGAGGAGUUAAACUGCAUGAGUGGGACGAUUGGAUGGUUUGACUCAAAGUUGGUUGUGACAUCGCUAUCAUUUUCGACCGAUGUAAAUAAGUUUGGACCGUUUGGUGUCGAGAACGGGACUCAUUUCUCGGUGCCAAUUUCCAAAGCAAGAUUUGCGGGUUUCUUUGGCCGAAGCAGCGACUACCUCGAUGCUAUCGGUGUGUACCUCAACCCGACAUGAUUUGGUUGCGGUUUGUGAUGUGGGAUCGAGGAAGAUGGUAGAUCGAAGAAUUAAAUAAACAUGAUAUCGGUUGUUGUUGGUUCAUCUUUUAAUGUUGUGAUCAAAAAUCAAAAUGCUAGUAUUUUUGUUGAAGUUUCGUUUUCAAAUAUUUCAAGUGCUUUUU
This is a messenger RNA of Helianthus annuus (common sunflower), 654 nucleotides long. RefSeq names its product mannose/glucose-specific lectin. The transcript has 3 exons. Lineage: Eukaryota; Viridiplantae; Streptophyta; Magnoliopsida; Asterales; Asteraceae. Gene Ontology annotation, molecular function: carbohydrate binding. The record is from RefSeq and is a predicted model, not a curated record. Bases 54 to 491 code for a protein of 145 amino acids.